AUGGGGGACAGUUAUUCAACAUAUUUGCUUGACAUCGAAGGGACAGUGUGCCCGAUCUCGUUUGUGAAGGACACUUUAUUCCCGUAUUUCGCAAAGAAAGUGCCGCAAUUGGUGCAACAGGAUUCAAGGGAUUCCCCGGUUUCCGACAUUCUGUCACAGUUUCACAUUGGCGACAAAGACCAAUUGCAGGCGCACAUCUUGGAGUUGGUGGCUAAGGAUGUGAAGGAUCCAAUCUUGAAACAGUUGCAAGGCCACAUUUGGGCACAGGGUUACGAAUCUGGGCAGAUCAAGGCGCCCAUUUAUGCAGACGCUAUUGAUUUUAUCAAGAGAAAGAAGCGUGUGUUUAUCUACUCUAGUGGAUCUGUAAAGGCACAGAAAUUACUGUUUGGCUAUGUUCAGGACCCCAACACCCCUGCGCUCGAUUCCUUGGAUUUGAAUUCUUACAUAGAUGGUUAUUUCGACAUCAACACUUCUGGAAAGAAAACCAAAGCACAGUCUUACGCUAAUAUCCUGCGUGAUAUUGGUGCAAGUGCUAGUGAGGUACUGUUCUUAAGCGACAAUCCAUUGGAGUUGGAUGCUGCGGCUAGUGUGGGAAUAGGCACUGGGUUAGCCACACGUCCUGGAAAUACGCCUGUCCCCGAUACGCAAAAGUAUCAGGUGUUUAAGAAUUUUGAAACUCUUUAA
Messenger RNA from Saccharomyces paradoxus, 684 nucleotides. RefSeq names its product putative acireductone synthase UTR4 (gene UTR4). Gene Ontology annotation, molecular function: acireductone synthase activity; magnesium ion binding. NCBI's taxonomy places the organism in Eukaryota, Fungi, Ascomycota, Saccharomycetes, Saccharomycetales, Saccharomycetaceae. The record is from RefSeq and is a predicted model, not a curated record. The transcript has a single exon. Bases 1 to 684 code for a protein of 227 amino acids.